AUGCCUAACUUGCAACAGCAACAGCGAAAUAGACGAGCUCGACUUCACGCAAUUCAAGAGGAACAAAACUGGCUCCACACGAUGCAGCGAACAUAUCUCGGCCUAGCUAUGACUCGAUACGCACGAGAACUCAUUCUCGAGCGUCGCAAUCGCAACUAUCAUCGUGAAGUCCACGACAGUCAAACUCCCCGCUUAAACAUCACCCUGGCUUCUCGCUCUCUGAUUCUAACGAUAGCCGAGCCACAUCUCCAAAAAGUUCUUGCGUACAUUCUCCUAUUCGUCUUUGGAUGCAUAUUAGGCAGUUGUGUCCAAAUGACCUGCGUCUACUUUAUGAUCUCCAGGGAAAGAGUGAACGCGACAGUAUUCCUGUUCUUGGGCAGAGUUUAUUUGCUAUGGGUUUGCAAUUUGUUGAGGAUGUGGCAUGUGGAGAUGGGAGACCUGAGAUUCAGAUUGGCAAUGACGGGCUAUAUGAGUGCGAUAGGAUUGGUUCUCUGGAUUUUGGCAACGUGGCAGAGUGUGAAGAUAUUUUAA
Molecule: messenger RNA, 531 nt
Organism: Botrytis byssoidea
Lineage: Eukaryota; Fungi; Ascomycota; Leotiomycetes; Helotiales; Sclerotiniaceae
Exons: 1
Coding region: 1-531 (176 amino acids)
Source: RefSeq, a predicted model, not a curated record